Molecule: messenger RNA, 3824 nt
Organism: Styela clava
Lineage: Eukaryota; Metazoa; Chordata; Ascidiacea; Stolidobranchia; Styelidae
Product: carboxypeptidase E-like
Biological process (GO): peptide metabolic process; protein processing
Molecular function (GO): metallocarboxypeptidase activity; zinc ion binding
Source: RefSeq, a predicted model, not a curated record
UUUGGUUGUAUUUUAGUGGUUUAUCAGUUAAUUUGUAGCAAUUUAUAUAUUUAAAGAUCAAUAUGUCGAGAUACGUGUUGUUAAUAAGCGUUAUUAUACUCUAUUCGACCUCCCAUGCUAUGGGAAGCAGCGAUGGCAAUGAAAUUGAGCUAGAUAAGCAUCAUAAUUACAAAGAUAUGACACAAAUAUUAAAAGCAGUCAACAAAAAAUGUCCAGACAUAACAAGAUUAUACUCCAUCGGGAAAAGCGUACAGGGACGUGCUCUUUUGGUCUUGGUAAUAUCAGACAAGCCAGAUGUCCACGAAAAAGGUGAACCGGAAUUCAAAUAUGUGGGAAAUAUGCAUGGAAACGAAGUUGUCGGAAGAGAACUCCUUCUUAACUUAGUCCAGUAUAUGUGCAAUGAAUAUAAAAAGGGAAAUGAUACGAUUAAAUAUCUCGUUAAUAACGUUCGCAUUCAUGUUCUCGUGUCAAUGAAUCCAGAUGGCUAUGAACAAGCUUAUAAUACGCCGUUUCCAAAAGACUACAUGACAGGGCGAGCAAAUGUUCGCGGAGUCGAUUUAAACCGGAAUUUUCCGGAUUUUUCUCAAAUUGAGUGCAGCACAGAAGACUCCAAUCACCUAGCUUUAAACCGAGAUUAUGCUCGUGAGGCAGCAGAGGGUCUCAUCUUGGAACCAGAAACGAAAGCAGUGUUUGAAUGGAUUAUGGAGAUUCCUUUUGUCAUCUCUGCAAAUUUACAUGGAGGUGAUUUAGUGGCAAAUUAUCCGUAUGAUAAUACAUGCAACGGAAAGACAAGAGAGUAUCACGAAUGUCCCGAUGAUAAAACAUUUCGUUACAUAGCGUUAUCAUACAGUCAGAACAAUCCAGCUAUGGCGUCAUCAACAGGGUGUGAUAGAAGUGAUCACUUCCAUUACGGCACAACAAACGGUGCAGAGUGGUACAGCGUCAGAGGAGGAAUGCAGGAUUUCAAUUAUCUUGCUAGCAAUUGCAUGGAAAUAACAUUGGAAUUGAGCUGUCAAAAAUUUCCACCUCCACAAAAUCUUCCAUACUACUGGAGAAUGAACAAAAACUCCCUAUUGACCUAUAUUGAACAGGUGACAUGUGGCGUGAAAGGCUUCGUAAACGACUCUUCAACAGGUGCGGGAAUUCCUUAUUCUCGCAUUGAAGUCCGAGAUAUAGAUCAUUAUAUCAUCACAGCCGCAGAUGGAGACUACUGGCGAAUUUUGGCACCCGGAACUUAUGACAUCCGGGUCACCUCACAAGGUUACGAUGACUCCCCUUAUAAACAGGUCACUGUUCCAGAUUGCACAGCAGGCUCAGCUGUAAGAUUGGACUUCUUGUUGAAUCAACAAUCAAAAAAAGAGAUCAAAGACGAACUUGGGUCUAUGAGAGCAAUUUUGAGAUCUUUGGAAAACGAGGACUGAGACAUUACAUCACCAGUAGCGUAUAAUUAUGACAAAAGUAUAUUUUAUUUACUUAGAUCAAGGAUAAAUCUCAGAUAAGUUAUAUUUAGACAAUCUGUCCACUAACCCUAUCUUCCACUGGUAUACCUUUUUAAUUUUUCACCGAUGUAGUUUUCAGAGUGUUUUUUGAGUAUUUUCCCUGGUUUUCUAGUUUCAGUUUUAUUUCAACACAAUUAUUACUUCAAGAGAUAUAUUAUGAUGAAAAUUUGACAACAAUUUUUGUGGACACUGUUUUUAGCAAAUUACUUACCUUUCUAUGUUUUUAUUCUAUGUAUUGUGAUCAUGUGACAUCGAAGUUCAAUAGUUAUUGCGUACCUAUGUAUUGUAUGCUUGAAAAACUAAUCCUCCAUUCAUAUGAGUCUAUCUUUAUAAUGGAAUUGUUUAACAAAAUGCGUGAUUGAAAAUUACUACGUGAAUACAAGCAACAACUUUUGCACUGGAUUGACAACACAGGAUUUUUCGGUAAAAUUUGGUGUAACAAGUCCAUUUGUAGUUAGUUAUUCAUAUGAAAAGUGUAUUUAUCAAAUUAGUUGUUUACUAUACGUUAUUUUCGUUGUUUUUUUUAAAAAAUGUUCUAGUCUGAUCUUUAUUGUAUCUUAUUCUACACACACACACUCAUAGAUUUUUGUGUGAAUCUUCUUCAUAUAAGAUGAUUUCAUUUCAGUUGGUGGAUACCACAGGGUGCUGUCGUAUGCCCCAUUUUCUUCCUAUUUUAUAUGGAACCCAAAUCUCAAGAUCCUUUCAUUGCGUACAUUUAUAGUAUGUAUGAGAAAAAAUAUUGUCUACUCCAACACAUUCCAGAUCUUUCGGAGUGCAUGCUCGUGCAAUCGUUCUCGAUUUGAUCUAUUUUUGCAUUAGAUGGUAAACUGUUUCUCAACAAGAUUACAUCAAAAUAGUGUCAAAUCACAGUAAACAGAUUCCUUAACGGGUUUUGUUUGAGUAUAUAUAGUCAAGCACGUUUGUAGAUAAAUCGCACUGCCAUGACGCGGACCAGGUAUGAUACAUACCAGGAAGAGUACAUUUUAAAACUCAGAUUGCUUAAAAUCAAUCAGAAUAAUAUAUCUUCGCUAUAGACGUCAGCGGACAUCCAGGCUACUGAAUAAUUCACGCUUCCUUUGAGGAUGGAAUAUUCAAUUAUUUCAUCGAAACUAUGUAUGGUAAAUAUACAUAUCCAUGGUCAUAACCUGAAGAACUACAUUUCAUCUAUCUCCCCAGUGACGCCAGAGGUCCAAUUUAACUAAACCUACAUAUAUAUAUCUGUAACUGAAUAUUUAAAUAAAAAAACAUUUGCAUGGAACACAUAUAACUAUGUAGUUUCAGCCAGAAAUCAUUCUAUUUUUGUGUUUUGACACCACAUUACUCUUCAAGUGUUGAAAAACAUGUUGUUUUUUAGUAUUCUUCUUCUUUCUCAGCGAGGCUCAAUUUGCACAUUUCAACGUUUUUUUAAAUAUCUUUUAUUUUUAUGUCGAGAUAAUAUAAUCCACUAAGCAUGUACAUUUCGUAAUUAUCCCUUUAAAAGUUAUAAUCGUGUUUGUUUAUGAUUUCUAGAUGUUUUUAUUGUAACUUUAUAUUUGGUCGAUCGCUAAACAUUCAUGAAUCCAAGAAUCAAGACACGAUGCCCUAACACAAUGUAUUGAAAACAAAACUAAGUAACUGAAAUACACAUGCAAUUGUGAUCUAUACUGUCCUAUUGCAAUUGUGUUAAAAAUAUAAAUUUGACAAACGUGUUCCAAGAUGUCAUUGAUAUUCUAUCAACAUUUCAGAAUCGUCAUAUCUUGAAUUACUGUAAAACUUCAGGUCAUUUUGCGAAUAUUAUUUAAUACUCGAAAACACAAAUGUUGCUUACUUUUGUAAUUCUAUUAUUUUUUGGGGGUUUUUAACAUUAUGAGGUGUUUUCCACCUUAACUCCCAAAAACUAUCAAAGCCAGAAGACACCGAUAUACAAUAAAACUAUUACGAUUUAGAGGAGAAAAUAAUAUUUUGCCAUGUCUCUGUUAUUAUAAAUAUUCUAAUUCGUGUCAGUAACGAUCAUAUUAUCGUUGGAUCAUGAUUUGAAAUUUUUUUGCCGGGUUAUGUGCAAUAUAAUAACAAUUCCUGUAUAUAGUAAAUAUUAUUAAUUGUAUAUUCUAUUGUGUCGUACACAAUACGCUGUAAUCAUGUGCUAUAGUUGUGUUGUUCAAAUAAAUGUGGUACAUAUAUGGUUGUCAAUAAGACGACGAGAACUUGACUUUGCCAAGCGUGAACCUAGUAUGAAAUUGAUCUUUACAGUGAGUUUCAUUCAAUGCCCUCACUUGAUUGUGUAGCCAGAAGCUUGUUUCUGGAAAACAUCGUUUUGUAUUUUAAUAAAUUACUUCAAGAGCAAAA